AGGCUCGAUUCCCAGCUUCCUCGUCGCCUCCGCAAAUGGCGUGUGAGGGUCGAAGCUCCGUGUCAGCUUGUUUCUAUCCUGACGAAACCGGAUUAUCAUCCCAUCCGUUUGUGUCACGGAUGCUGCCUGACGAAACCGCAUGUCCAAUUGUGAAUGGACUUGACGAGAACAGGCACAGGUAGGUGGAUUGUUGGAUUUGGGGAUUGGCGAGCAAAGCUGCGCGAGAAAAUCAGCUCAAGAGAUGAGGCGCUUGUGCGUGCUUGGAGCGCUCAGAGGCCGUGCGCUGCUGAGAUCUUCAGCUGCUUGUCAAUCCAGACUUGAUGGUGUAAAUCAGCUUCCAAAAAUUUUUGUGCAGCAAAGGGCUGAGAAAUUCUUUCCACCUAGGCAACGGAAUUUUUUGUGCACGAUGAGCGGGGAAGCAGCGAACGUGGUGUCUGAGGCAGGCAUUGUGGAGGUGCCUCUGGCUCAAACAGGCGAGGGCAUUGUAGAUUGCGAGCUUGUGAGAUGGUUCGUGAAGGAGGGAGAAUGUGUGGAGGAAUUCCAGCCGCUUUGUGAGGUCCAAAGUGACAAGGCCACCAUCGAAAUCACGAGCAGAUAUAAAGGAAAGGUGUCAAAAGUGAACUUUAUGCCCGGAGCCGUGGUUAAGGUCGGAGAGACUCUGCUGGAGAUAAUGAUCUCGGAUGGAGAUGGAAGUUUCAAGCUCGAAGAGAAGGAGAAUUCCCAGCGAGAACGAGAAGUUCUUGCAACACCGGCGGUUCGCAGCUUGGCAAGGCAGCUUGGCAUUGCGUUGAAGGACGUUGCUGGCAGUGGCGAAGCGGGGAGAGUACUCAAAGACGACGUCUUGAAAAUCGCUUCGGUAAAAGAGGCUGUGGAAAGCGAUAUCACCGGCAUCAGCUCGACACCCGCCGAGACUGGUGAAACGGUCCCAGCGGACGAAAUUACCGACUUUGACAAGAUUUCGGCAGAUAGAGUCGAGCAGAUGCAAGACGAUAAAGUCAUCCCAGUCAGAGGUUUCAGGCGGAUUAUGGCCAAAACCAUGGCUGCCGCGGCAGCCGUUCCUCACUUUCAUUACAUGGAGGAGAUCAAUGUGGAUGCUCUUGUCAAAUUAAGAGCUCAUCUUCAAUUACAAACUCGCUCCAAGCUUACUUUCCUCCCGUUUCUUAUCAAAGCACUCUCGCUGACGCUGGUCAGGUACCCCAUACUCAACAGCAACAUCAACCAGGACGCGUCGGAAAUCCGCUGCAAGACAUGGCACAAUGUUGGAGUCGCUAUGGCUACUGAUUCUGGCCUGGCAGUGCCAAACAUCAAGCAAGUCCAGAAGCUUUCACUGGAAGAGAUUGCUGACGAGAUAACGAGGCUCUCAAAGCUGGCCGCGGCCAACAAGCUGACCCCAGACGACGUGAGCAAUGGCACAAUAACCGUGUCAAACUUUGGAGCCAUUGGUGGCAAGUUCGGCUCUCCCGUGCUCAAUCUCCCGGAGGCGGCCAUCCUCGCCGUGGGAAGAAUCCAAAAGCUUCCGAGGUUCAAUGAGGAGGGCCGAGUCUAUCCAGCCUCGAUUAUGAGCGUGACGUUGGGUGCCGAUCACAGGGUUAUUGACGGAGCAACCAUCGCAAGGUUUUGCAAUGAAUGGAAGGAUAUGGUGGAGCAUCCGGAAAAAUUCCUCCUUAGCCUCAAAUAACAAGCUUGAGCUUGUGACCUUGAACGCUUUUUUUUUUUUUCUUUUUCUUUUUCUUUUUCUUUCUUCACGAGAAGCUUGGCAACGUAAAACGUCAGCUCACGAGGCACAUACCAAAACCAUGUCAAUGCUCUCGAGGAUUAAAAAAAGCCAGGCUUAGGAUGAAGUAGAAUAGAAAUGAGAAAGGAAUCUUACAUGGGCGGCUGGGAUUGGCGGCCAGAGAAAA
This is a messenger RNA of Selaginella moellendorffii, 1901 nucleotides long. RefSeq names its product lipoamide acyltransferase component of branched-chain alpha-keto acid dehydrogenase complex, mitochondrial. Gene Ontology annotation, molecular function: lipoic acid binding; acetyltransferase activity. The transcript has 10 exons. Gene Ontology annotation, cellular component: cytoplasm; mitochondrion. Bases 242 to 1678 code for a protein of 478 amino acids. The record is from RefSeq and is a predicted model, not a curated record. Lineage: Eukaryota; Viridiplantae; Streptophyta; Lycopodiopsida; Selaginellales; Selaginellaceae.